AUGGCGACCAGCGAUCGAUGGCCGGGACUAUCUGAGCUGACCCAGCUGCCGGUGCAGGCUGGGCUGAGCUCCAAUACCAAGCAGCCCGUGAUGUAUCUGCUUCCACUGGCCGGCGCGGCGCGAUUGUUUCAGUGGAAUUCGGCGAUUGUGCUGGUGGUCAACCUGGUCGCAAUCGUUUUUCUAUCAGACAUCAUUUCUUCUACGUCGGAUGAGCUAGCGGACUCGUUAGGCCAUUUGCAGGGUGCUCUGAUAGGUGCGACACUGGGAAACACUGUUGAGUUGACCUCUGGUAUCCUCGCUCUGUUGCAUGGUGACAUUAUCUUUGCACAGUCUGUGAUGGUCGGUAGCAUCUUAUCAGAUAUUCUUCUGAUCUUCGGCUUUUGCCUUGUCACGGCCUCCUACAACAAACAGAUCCUUGAGUUCAAUGGCCAUAUGGCCAAGACUCUAUCAUCACUUAUGAUGAUCACCGCAGUGACAAUGCUUCUUCCGACUGCUUUGUACUCCACAUUCCCGGUGUCUCAAAUUGAUGACAGUGUCUUGUCCUUUUCCCGCGGCACCUCUUUCGUUCUAUUUUUACUCUACGGGGGUUAUCUGUACUUCCACAUGGGAAGCCACAAGCAUCUCUUCAUUAAAGAGGACGAUUACGCUCGGACGAGCGAAGAAGACAGCUCUGAGCACGCCAAAUCACAGCAAAUACAGUCUGAUACCAGCAUCUUCGCCCCAUCCAUGCGACUCGCCGCCGCAGUCGCAGCCACCGUCUUCUGCACAGAGCUGAUCUUCGAAGGCGUAGACGACAUGAUAGCGUCCAUGGGCUUCAGCCGUGUCUUCAUUGCAGUCAUUCUCAUCCCGAUCGCGAGUAACAGCACGGAAGGCACGGCAGUCAUUGCUUCAGCGCUCAGCGGUGACACCGAUUCUGCGAUUCGCGUGAUUGUGGACAGUCUCCUCCAAAUCGGUCUCUUUGUCAUUCCUUUGCUGGUCAUGAUUGGAUGGUUUAUACACGAGCCGAUGACUCUUUAUUAUGACCCGUUUCAAUCUGGUGUCAUGUUCUUGGCUGUGCUGGUCGUCAAUCAUCUUCUUCGGGAUGGACAGUAUGCGUAUAUUCAUGGCGCGAUGUUGAUUGCAUUGUAUGGCAGCCUGGUAGUCGCUUUCUAUGCGCGCUAG
Molecule: messenger RNA, 1161 nt
Organism: Penicillium argentinense
Lineage: Eukaryota; Fungi; Ascomycota; Eurotiomycetes; Eurotiales; Aspergillaceae
Exons: 4
Coding region: 1-1161 (386 amino acids)
Biological process (GO): intracellular calcium ion homeostasis; calcium ion transmembrane transport
Cellular component (GO): fungal-type vacuole membrane
Molecular function (GO): calcium:proton antiporter activity
Source: RefSeq, a predicted model, not a curated record